AUGGUGCUAAAACAGUGCCAUUCGCGACUCAAACUCGGUGUUAAUCACCAAGAAAAGUGGUAUGACCUUUCUUUCAAUCAAGGCAGAGUUACCAGUGUUAUGACAGCGACCAUUUCCUCAAACAUGUCUUGUUUGACUGCUGCCAACACACUACCGUGUGUCCGGUGUAUCAUCACUCAACCUUUCAGGAGCUUUGAGAAGCCGGUAUGGAGAGGGAGACACGCAGGGCAAAAGAUUGUACAUCUUUCUGCAGGGACAUACAUGACUGCAAGAGGGCUGAGUACUUCCAUCCAGUCUGAAGGUGGGAAGCUGCUUUUUGACACCCAUGCAGUGGUACGACUCUUUGAGGAAAAUGGCUUCACAACUCAGCAAGCUGAGGUGAUUGUAAAAAUACUGGUGAAGAUGACAACUUCUAACAUGGAUGUCAUUUAUAGUGACAUGGUGACCAAAGUGCAGCAGGAGAUCAUGUUGCAGCGCUUGAUGUCUCAAAUAGCAUCUGUAAAGAAGGACAUGUUAAUCCUAGAGAAGAGUGAGUUCUCUACUUUACUGGCAGAAAAUGAGAAACUCAAGAACGAGUUACUGCACAUAAAGAUCCAACUGGCUGAUGUCAUGAAUAAACUGCGCUCAGACACAAUUAUGGACAUGAAUUUGGAGAAAAGUCGUUCAAAAGAAUUGAAAAUAGAGAAUGAGAAGUUGCUCCUAGAAACGCGAACUGAGAUAAUGGAAAUGACUGCAGAGCAAGAUCGCCAUUUAACUCAGACCAAUAUGAAAAUAGACACUGAAGUGGCCGGUUUGAAAACAAUGUUAGAAUCUCAUAAACUGGAUACUAUAAAAUACCUUGCAGGUUCAGUCUUCACCUGUCUUACUGUGGUCCUGGGAUUCUAUCGUAUCUGGAUGUAAGCAGGAUUAUGAAUACGAUUUUCAUAUAACGUCUCGUGACAGUGGACCUUCAAUGCAGCAACUGAAUUCGACAAUGAAAGAGAGACAACUAUAGUCUCUUAAAUUAUGGGAUUUCGCAAUUGUCGGUGCAAUCUUUUUUCAGAAGGGGGAGUUAUUGACAAAUGGCUCUUUCAACAGAUCACUGAUGUGACUCUUAGAAGUAAUGAAAUUAAGACUAUUUAAUGAUUUAUGGUGUCUGACCACUUAUCCAGAUAAGCUUGAUUGAAACAUAAGUAAAACAUUAUGUGUAUUUAUUUUUUAAUAUGUAUAUAUUGAAUUGUAGAUGUUGAAGAGAUGCUCAGCAGAAGCUGUUGCUAUUUAAAUUGUGUCUGACUUUUAUUUGCUUUGUGAUAUUUCAGUUUUAACAUGAAUUAUUUUUUUAAUCAAAUGAAUUGUCAAAAUGUUAGUUUAUCUUUCUAUUGAAGAUUAUGGUUAUUAGUAUAUUUAAUGUAGGCUACUGUUGAAAUGAGCUGGCCAUUGUCAAAGAGGUCAGCUCUUUGCCAUGGCAAUGUCAUUCUGCUUUUACUCUGCACUUCAUUAAAAUAUGUAUUUAUAUGCAUGAUU
Molecule: messenger RNA, 1503 nt
Organism: Trematomus bernacchii (emerald rockcod)
Lineage: Eukaryota; Metazoa; Chordata; Actinopteri; Perciformes; Nototheniidae
Gene: mcur1
Product: mitochondrial calcium uniporter regulator 1
Exons: 9
Coding region: 1-900 (299 amino acids)
Biological process (GO): positive regulation of mitochondrial calcium ion concentration; calcium import into the mitochondrion
Cellular component (GO): mitochondrion; mitochondrial inner membrane
Source: RefSeq, a predicted model, not a curated record